This is a messenger RNA of Malaclemys terrapin pileata, 7041 nucleotides long. RefSeq names its product dedicator of cytokinesis 3 (gene DOCK3). The transcript has 55 exons. The coding region runs from base 49 to 6351 and encodes 2100 amino acids. Gene Ontology annotation, cellular component: cytoplasm; plasma membrane. Gene Ontology annotation, biological process: small GTPase-mediated signal transduction. Gene Ontology annotation, molecular function: guanyl-nucleotide exchange factor activity; small GTPase binding. The record is from RefSeq and is a predicted model, not a curated record. Lineage: Eukaryota; Metazoa; Chordata; Testudines; Emydidae.
GCUGCUGCGCUCCGUGAGGGGGGAACCGCGGCCGCCGCCGGCACCAGCAUGUGGACCCCGACCGAGGAGGAGAAAUACGGCGUGGUGAUAUGCAGCUUCCGAGGAUCUAUACCACAAGGCUUAGUCUUGGAACUAGGAGAAACUGUCCAGAUCUUGGAAAAAUGUGAAGGCUGGUACAGAGGAGUUUCCAUUAAGAAGCCCAAUGUAAAGGGGAUCUUUCCUGCUAACUAUAUUCACUUGAAAAAGGCAAUCGUCAGUAACAGAGGACAGUAUGAAACAGUAGUUCCACUUGAAGAUUCUGUUGUGACUGAAGUCACAGCAACGCUCCAGGAAUGGGCUAUCCUGUGGAAACAGCUGUAUGUGAAGCAUAAGAUAGAUCUUUUCUACAAACUGCGCCAUGUGAUGAAUGAGCUCAUUGACCUGCGUAGACAGCUACUGUCAGGUCACUUGACACAGGAUCAGGUGCGAGAAGUCAAGAGACACCUUACAGUGCGACUGGACUGGGGUAAUGAACAUUUGGGCCUGGAUCUAGUUCCUCGGAAGGACUUUGAGGUGGUGGAUUCAGAUCAGAUCAGCAUCUCAGAUCUUUAUAAAAUGCAUUUAUCAAGUAGGCACAGUGUCCAGCAAAGCACAACACAGGUGGAUACGAUUCGUCAGCGUCAUGGGGAAGCUUGCCGUAUGCCAGUGCCCCACCACUUCUUCGUCAGUCUAAAGAGCUUCACCUAUAAUACUAUUGGGGAGGACACAGAUGUCUUCUUUUCUUUGUAUGAUGUUCGAGAGGGCAAGCAGAUCAGUGAGCGGUUUCUGGUGAGGUUAAACAAGAAUGGAGGACCGAGGAAUCCAGAAAAGAUAGAACGGAUGUGUGGCCUUUUCACAGAUCUCAGCAGCAAGGAUAUGAAGAGAGACUUGUACAUAGUUGCACAUGUAAUUCGAAUAGGUCGCAUGCUGCUAAAUGAUUCCAAAAAGGGCCCUUCCCAUCUACAUUAUCGUCGUCCCUAUGGCUGUGCAGUAUUGAGCAUCAUGGAUGUACUUCAAUCAAUCUCUGAACUAAAGGAAGAAAAAGAUUUUGUUCUAAAAGUUUACACGUGCAACAAUGAAAAUGAAUGGUAUCAGAUCCAUGAAAACAUUAUCCGCAAGUCCAGUACCAAGUACACAGCACCCAGCUCAAAUUAUGGACUUAUAAUUUCUCUACAGCUUCUUCGUGGGGACAUGGAGCAGAUUCGACGGGAGAACCCCAUGAUCUUUAACAGGGGGGUGUCUGUUACCAGAAAACUCGGUUUCCCCGAUGUCAUAAUGCCAGGUGAUAUACGUAAUGACUUGUACCUGACACUAGAGAAGGGGGAUUUUGAGAGAGGCGGGAAGAGUGUUCAGAAGAACAUUGAAGUGACCAUGUAUGUUCUUUAUGCAGAUGGAGAGAUCCUGAAGGACUGUAUCAGUUUGGGCUCAGGAGAGCCAAACAGAAGUGCAUACCACUCUUUUGUCCUCUACCACAGUAACAGCCCUCGUUGGGGGGAAAUUAUCAAACUACCCAUCCCCAUUGACAGGUUUCGUGGGUCUCACCUUCGCUUUGAGUUCAGGCAUUGCUCCACUAAAGACAAAGGAGAAAAAAAGCUUUUUGGCUUUGCAUUCACUCCUCUGAUGAGGGAUGAUGGCACCACCUUAUCGGAUGAUAUCCAUGAGCUUUAUGUUUAUAAGUGUGAUGAGAACAGCACAUUUAAUAAUCAUGCUCUGUACCUGGGGCUGCCCUGCUGCAAAGAGGACUACAACGGCUGCCCUAACAUCCCUUCUAGCCUCAUUUUCCAGCGUAGUGCCAAAGAGACCUUCUCGAUCUCCACCCAGCUCUCCUCCACCAAACUCACCCAGAACGUGGACUUGCUUGCCCUCUUAAAAUGGAAGGCUUACCCAGACCGUGUAAUGGAUAUCCUAGGAAGACUGAGACAUGUCAAUGGCGAGGAAAUUGUUAAGUUCCUGCAAGAUAUUCUAGACACAUUGUUUGUGAUUUUGGAUGACAAUACAGAAAAGUAUGGCCUGUUGGUCUUCCAGUCAUUGGUGUUCAUCAUAAAUCUGCUUCGUGACAGCAAAUAUUUCCAUUUCCGACCGGUUAUGGAUAUGUACAUUCAGAAACACUUUGCAGGAGCACUGGCUUACAAAGAACUGAUCCGAUGUUUGAAGUGGUACAUGGACCGAUCAGCUGAGCUUGUUCGACAAGAUCAUAUCCAGGAAGCAAUGAGGGCCUUGGAAUAUCUUUUCAAGUUCAUUGUCCAAUCUCGGAUCCUUUACUCAAGAGCUACUUGUGGAAUGGAGGAAGAACAAUUUCGCUCCAGUAUCCAAGAGCUUUUCCAGUCCAUCAGAUUCGUGCUCAGCUUGGACAGCAGGAGCUCAGAGACUCUCAUCUUCACACAGGCUGCUUUACUGAAUUCCUUCCCUGCAAUCUUUGAUGAGCUAUUGCAGAUGUUCACCGUGCAGGAAGUAGCAGAGUUUGUGAGAGGAACUCUAGGAAGCAUGCCCAGUACAGUGCAUAUCGGACAGUCGAUGGAUGUAGUUAAGCUGCAAUCUAUAGCACGCACUGUGGACAGCCGCCUGUUUUCUUUCUCGGAAUCUCGGCGAAUCUUGCUCCCUGUGGUUCUUCAUCACAUUCACCUUCAUCUGAGACAGCAGAAGGAGUUACUCAUCUGCUCUGGGAUCCUCAGUAGUAUCUUCUCCAUUAUCAAGGCCAGCUCCUUGGAGGCAGAUGUAGUGGAGGAGGUUGAGAUGAUGGUGGAGAGCCUCCUGGAUGUACUUUUACAGACUCUGCUUACUAUCAUGAGUAAAUCGCAGUCUCAGGAGGCGGUAAGAGGGCAGCGUUGCCCGCAGUGCACAGCCGAAAUCACUGGAGAGUAUGUGUCCUGUCUCUUGUCUCUGCUUCGUCAGAUGUCAGACACUCAUUUUCAACAUUUAUUGGACAACUUCCAGAGCAAGGAUGAGCUAAAGGAGUUCCUGCUGAAGAUUUUCUGUGUGUUUCGAAACCUGAUGAAGAUGAGUGUCUUUCCUCGGGACUGGAUGGUGAUGAGGUUGCUCACCAGCAAUAUCAUAGUUACGACAGUCCAGUACCUGUCCUCUGCCCUGCACAAGAACUUCACAGAAACAGACUUUGAUUUUAAGGUGUGGAACUCCUAUUUCAGCUUGGCAGUUCUGUUUAUAAACCAGCCAAGCCUGCAGCUAGAAACUGUCACUCCAGCUAAGAGAAAGAAGAUUCUGGACAAAUAUGGUGACAUGCGAGUGAUGAUGGCAUAUGAGUUAUUCAGCAUGUGGCAGAACCUGGGUGAACAUAAAAUUCACUUUAUUCCGGGAAUGAUUGGCCCCUUUCUUGGUGUCACGCUGGUCCCACAGACAGAGGUCCGCAACAUCAUGAUCCCCAUCUUUCAUGACAUGAUGGACUGGGAGCAGAGGAAAAAUGGCAACUUCAAACAGGUGGAAGCUGAAUUGAUUGAUAAGCUGGACAGCUUGGUAUCAGAAGGAAAAGGAGAUGAGAACUACAGGGAGCUCUUCAGUCUACUAACCCAGCUCUUUGGGCCCUACCCCAGCCUGCUGGAGAAGAUUGAACAAGAGACAUGGCGGGAGACUGGCAUCUCUUUUGUUACAUCAGUUACUCGCCUCAUGGAGCGUCUCCUUGACUACAGGGACUGCAUGAAAGGAGAUGAAACAGAAAACAAGAAGAUUGGCUGCACUGUUAACCUGAUGAACUUUUAUAAAUCUGAAAUUAACAAGGAAGAGAUGUAUAUCCGCUACAUCCAUAAGCUGUGUGACAUGCACUUACAGGCUGAGAACUACACUGAGGCUGCAUUUACAUUGCUUCUGUACUGUGAGCUACUUCAGUGGGAGGACAGACCUCUGCGAGAGUUCCUGCACUACCCAUCACAGACAGAGUGGCAACGUAAGGAGGGGCUAUGCCGGAAGAUUAUCCACUACUUCAACAAAGGGAAGAGCUGGGAGUUUGGAAUCCCACUGUGCAGAGAGCUGGCCAUUCAGUAUGAAAGUCUGUAUGAUUAUCAAAGCCUCAGCUGGAUUCGGAAAAUGGAAGCUACCUAUUAUGAUAACAUCAUGGAACAGCAGCGCUUGGAACCUGAGUUUUUCAGAGUUGGUUUUUAUGGCCGGAAAUUCCCCUUCUUCCUUCGGAACAAGGAGUAUGUAUGUCGAGGCCAUGACUACGAAAGGCUGGAGACCUUCCAACAAAGAAUGCUGAGUGAGUUCCCACAAGCCAUUGCAAUGCAGCACCCAAACCAUCCAGAUGACACCAUUUUGCAAUGUGAUGCUCAGUAUUUACAGAUAUAUGCAGUGACUCCCAUCCCAGACAAUAUUGAUGUGCUACAAAUGGAACGUGUGCCUGAUCGUAUAAAGAGCUUUUAUCGCGUCAACAAUAUCAGAAAAUUCCGCUAUGAUAGGCCUUUCCACAAAGGUCCAAAGGACAAAGAGAAUGAAUUUAAGAGCUUGUGGAUUGAACGUACCACUCUGACACUGACUCACAGUUUACCUGGGAUCUCCCGGUGGUUUGAAGUGGAGAGAAGAGAGCUGGUCGAGGUGAGCCCUUUGGAAAAUGCCAUUCAAGUUGUUGAGAACAAAAACCAGGAGCUGAGGACAUUGAUAAGCCAGUAUCAGCACAAGCAAAUGCAUGGCAACAUUAACCUGCUCAGUAUGUGUCUGAAUGGAGUGAUUGAUGCAGCUGUGAAUGGUGGCAUAGCACGGUACCAGGAGGCCUUUUUUGAUAAAGAUUAUAUCACCAAGCACCCUGGAGAUGCAGAAAAAAUCACACAGCUCAAAGAGCUCAUGCAGGAACAGGUGCAUGUUCUUGGAGUGGGUCUGGCAGUACAUGAGAAAUUUGUACAUCCAGAGAUGCGUCCUCUACAUAAGAAACUGAUUGAUCAGUUCCAAAUGAUGCGAUCUAGUCUGUACCAUGAGUUGCCUGGUUUGGAUAAAUUGAGUCCAGCCUGUUCUGGUACCAGCACCCCUCGCAGCAGUGUUCUUGUGUCACACGGCCCGAUGAGUCCAGAGAGCAUCAAGCUGGUGCAUCGACACAGCCCAUUGAACUUGCUGGGUUCAGUCAGACACUCGUCAUCGUCUCUUUCCUCCCAUACUUCCAGUGAAACAGGAAACCUGGUUAUCCUAACAGACAGUUCUGUAGGGGAGACCGCUGAGGACAUGUACCACAUGCAGGCCAGUCCUUCCACUUCAAGCCUGAGCUCUACCCACUCUGCACCAUCCCAGAUGAUUAACUCUGCCCCUCCCAGUGCACGAGUGCUGGUGAAAGGUGCUGGAUUGACAACACUGGAGGCUGAAGCCCUCUAUUUAUCCACAGAACAGAUACAGCACGGGCGGCAGCAGUGCAAGCUUCCCCACACUGCCCCCACCAAUGUGCCUCAUCUCUGUCCUGGAGGGACCACCUCUAGAGGCUCUCCCUCUCUACCAGAUAAGUACCGCCACACUCGGGAGCUGAUGAUGCUGCUGCCAACCCACCGGGACCGACCAAGCAGUGCCAUGUAUCCUGCAGCUAUCAUGGAAAAUGGACAGCCUCCAAAUUUUCAGCGCGCCUUGAUCCAACAAGUGAUCGGACCAUGCAAACCUUGCAGUGAUCCCAAUCUAUCUGUUGCUGAGAAAGCUGUGCCAGCAGCGCCCAGCAGCUGGAGCCUAGACAGCGGAACCAGAGAGGCCCUGCCAUUCCUGUCUGCCCACGUUGGGAGCAUCUUGGCCCCACCAGUACCUCCCCGAAGCCUACCCCAUGGUCACUACUCACUGCACUUUGAUGCCUUCCACCACCAGCUCAGUGAUGCUCCUCCAGCACUGCCUGCACGGACAUUGCGCAAGUCUCCUCUUCAUCCAAUUCCUGCAUCACCCACAAGUCCCCAGUCUGGCCUGGAUGGAAGUAACUCCACUCUGUCAGGCAGUGCCAGCAGUGGUGUGUCCUCCUUAAGUGAGAGUAACUUUGGACACUCGUCUGAGCCCCCUCCUCGCACAGACACCAUGGAUUCUGUCCCUAGCCAGGCCUGGAAUACUGAUGAAGACUUAGAGACACCCUACCUCCCUGUCAGGUACAGUCUCUCUGAACCUGAUGUUCUGGAGUCACUCAAAUCCCAGCCAUGUCGAAGCCACUCUGCUCCAUCUGGUGUCAUUCCUCAGGACACUAUGGACCCUCCAGCUCUCCCCCCAAAACCAUAUCAUGCUCGGCUCCCGAACAUGGAGAAUGAAGAGGAAAUGAUGCUGAUGAUGGAAGAGGAAGACAAACACCGGCCACUGCAUCGCAAAGUCUCCCAACCAGCUAGUGGUGGAAAGGAGGAGCAGGCCAGGGUAGCAUGGGAGCAUGGCAUCAGUGAGCAGUAAGCAGGACUACCUGGAAAGAAGCUUGUGUAGUAAUUCCAGGUCUGAUCAGAAGAAAGACGUAAAAGUUCAGGACUCAGAGGAGAGAACAGAGAUCCAAUUCUUUACUUUCUACUGCCAUGAGUUAAUGUCCGGAGCCCAUACAAAGCUUGGGCUGGCAUGUGAGGUUGCUGCUUUCCUUUUUAUUGCAUUUUAUACUUUUUGGUUUUGUUAUUUUUAAUUAUUAUUUUUUGUGUGCAGUGGGUGCUUUAUUCCUUCUGCAGUUUAUCAGACCACACAAAGUGGCAUGUAAGCUGUUAGCCAUAGAGACUUGCAGAAACUGAAAAGAAUUGGAAUAUUGAAGGGGGGAUGUGGCAAGUUGUUUUAAAAAGCUUUCCUCCUGGUUUUGAGACGCACACAAGUAGAAGCAGUUGCACUAGGGACAUGUUUCUUUGCUGCAUAGAAGUGAAAGCUCAUUGCUGAAUUCAGGGAUUCCAUGAACUGUCAGGCUGGAAGGUGCAUUCUCUGCAGGCAAUGGAAACUUGGCUGUUCUAUGAAGAAACUGUCUUUUCCAGGUGUGUGACCAUAAACAGCAUUAUAGUAGUCUCCUGCAUUGACUCAAUUGUGAUGAAAUGAUCUAACCAGUGCUGACAGGCUUCCAUAUUGAUUUCUGAGGUAUCAUUUCAAAUAAACUCUGCCUCCUUUGGUUUUUCA